AUGAAAGGUCGUAGAUCUAGACGCCAUCGACACCCUCCUGACCCGCCAAAUGACCGGCGGUUCCUUGACCUGGCGUGCAUUUCCGCAAUUCUAGAACCAGCCACCUCCACAGGACCCCCUCAAGAGAAUAUUGGAUGCUGCGAAGUCGUCGGUGGUCGGUCCUGCCCUUGCCACUUGCGAGAAGCACUUGCAGGCUUCGAUAUCUUAUCUCUCCUCACCGACCUUGCACGUCUCCUCCAGAAACAUGGACCUUAUGAGAAAAGUAAGCUGGGUUUCGAGGCAAUUAAUGUAUUCACCCAUCCAUUCUGUAUCCUCAUCAUUGACUCCCAUAGCCUCGAGGGUCUUCCAUUCGCGAACGAAUCGUUCGAUUUCGUACACAUCAAGCGUAUCGCUCGAGGCGUACCGGAAGACCAUGCGCAAACUUCAACUACCCCUCCAACGACCAGUACGACUCCAACAAUGACCUCCAUGACAUCUGUCGCAACUACAGUACCCAUCACCAUCAUGUUUGUCCCUUCCAAAAGCACCGUGCUUCUGCACUCUCCUUGGGAUCGCAUCCGCAUGCGUGUAGGACCUACUACUUCCCCUUGUUGCAGUCCUCCAGUCGUCGAGGUUCCUGCAUUAGAUGACAACAAGAGGAACGACUCCCGAGUCCUUUGUGGAACCGCUUUGUGGGACUUAGGCUGCGCGUCCUGCUGCUCGUGGAGGAACCGGAUGACGUCGUCUUUAGCACCUGUAGAACACGCUCACGAUCCAGCUGUUCUUCAACGCGCUUCAUGUUCUGACCGUGCUUGGGCAACCAAGGGUGCUGGUUUUCGAGGAGGAAGCGGUGGUAUUUUACCAUCCUUUGGCCUUUCGGGCGAUUUCUGA
Suillus fuscotomentosus is the source of this 870-nucleotide messenger RNA. RefSeq lists its product as uncharacterized. NCBI's taxonomy places the organism in Eukaryota, Fungi, Basidiomycota, Agaricomycetes, Boletales, Suillaceae. The transcript has 4 exons. The coding region runs from base 1 to 870 and encodes 289 amino acids. The record is from RefSeq and is a predicted model, not a curated record.